This is a messenger RNA of Salvia splendens (bonfire salvia), 1194 nucleotides long. RefSeq names its product ubiquitin-conjugating enzyme E2 5. The record is from RefSeq and is a predicted model, not a curated record. Lineage: Eukaryota; Viridiplantae; Streptophyta; Magnoliopsida; Lamiales; Lamiaceae. The transcript has 7 exons. The coding region runs from base 376 to 936 and encodes 186 amino acids.
AAUGAGGCAAAAAUAGAAUCGCGCGUUCAAGAUUUGGUGGAGAAGAGCCAAAAUCGGCAGCCAUCAAUUUACCACAGAAUUAAAAGAAUGCAUUUUUCGAAUGUCAAGCUUUUUGCAAUUUAAAGGAAAGCCAUAUUAUCUCUUCACCGACUCAGCACGUGAACCUGAAUGCCUAAAUCUUAUGAAACAUCGAUUUUUUAUAGUGGUUGUGCAAUGUCGACAUAUGCCCUUCAUAUCUCAUCAUCACAUUCAUAGCUUCUUCAACACACCUAACAUAUUGCAGGCCUUAACAUUUAAUCUGACUGGCGUUCUUGAUCUACUCCUCGAUCCUAUUGUUCUCUCUCUUCUCCUGGUCGAAGGAUAGCUUUUCACAAAAUGUCUUCUCCCAGCAAAAGGCGUGAUAUGGAUGUCAUGAAAUUAAUGAUGAGUGACUACACUGUGGAGCCCAUAAAUGAUGGCAUCAACGAGUUCAAUGUGGAAUUUCAUGGCCCAAAAGAAAGUCCAUACGAAGGUGGAGUUUGGAAAGUUCGCGUGGAACUUCCCGAUGCUUAUCCUUACAAAUCACCUUCGAUUGGGUUCGUCAACAAAAUCUUCCACCCCAAUGUUGACGAGCUGUCAGGUUCGGUAUGCUUGGAUGUCAUCAACCAGUCGUGGAGUCCAAUGUAUGAUCUGUUGAAUGUGUUCGAGGUUUUCCUCCCCCAGCUUCUUCUCUAUCCUAACCCUUCGGACCCACUCAACGGUGAUGCCGCAUCUCUGAUGAUGAAAGACAAAGAGCAAUACGACCAAAAAGUCAAGGAGUAUUGUGACCGGUAUGCAAAGAAGAAUCAUGCCGAUAAUAGCACGAGUGAUAGUGAUGAGGAAGUGAGCGACAACGAGGCCUACAGUGACGGGCGGAGUGAAAGCGAGGACGAAGUGGCGGGGCAUGCGGAUCCUUAGGUGGCAAAACCAGUGAUCCAUUGCUUUGUUAUAAUUAACUGUAUCAUGAAUGGUUACUAUAGUGUGCAGGUGGGGUGGUAUGAAUAUCCAUUUGAGUUCCAAAUUUCUAGUUUUAUUACUCAACUUGGAUGUAAUGCUUGCACAAUCAGACUUACUACUGUCUGAUGUUGGGCUGUAUCUAUCUAUGUUUUUAUUUACGGCGUAUAUUAGUGUGACAGAUUUGGACAUUUGCAGGUGGAAAGAUGCCCUUUUCCGGAA